Gadus macrocephalus (Pacific cod) is the source of this 2593-nucleotide messenger RNA. Its product is annotated as zinc finger protein 271-like. Gene Ontology annotation, biological process: regulation of transcription by RNA polymerase II. The transcript is spliced from 6 exons. The record is from RefSeq and is a predicted model, not a curated record. The coding region runs from base 1085 to 2341 and encodes 418 amino acids. NCBI's taxonomy places the organism in Eukaryota, Metazoa, Chordata, Actinopteri, Gadiformes, Gadidae. Gene Ontology annotation, molecular function: RNA polymerase II cis-regulatory region sequence-specific DNA binding; DNA-binding transcription factor activity, RNA polymerase II-specific.
AGUAGAACCUAGUUUACGACAAAAACAAAUCAAUGUACGGUAGCUCAGCUUUCUCACGUCGCACGUUAAAGCAAUAAGUGUGCUAUGGUUUUUCUAAAAGCAGGCUUAUUCAUCUUUAAAUUGUUAAAUUAAUGAAUAGCUCUAUUAAUAGCUCUAUUAAAGUGAUAACAACUCAUCUGAGCAAUGCUUACAUUGAUAUGCUUAUAUACAUCUAUAUAUGGGCCUAUAUGUAUAUGAUAGCAUUUUUUGAUUUCCCAUGCCCCCCCUGACUGGUUCUUGGUCCCCUCCUGAUCCACCUCAAUCGUCUAGCUAAGUGCUUCUCAAACCUUUUCUAAAAGUGUAACCCUUCUAAGAUAUUUUUCGACUGAGUUCCCCCUUCACAAGCACUAAAUAUUUUUGGGAUAUUUCUUUGGUGUUUUUUUUUUUAUUUUAUUUUUUUUAUAAUGACCAUAAAUAAUGCAUAGGUGUUCUAUUUGGCAGGGUGAACAUUAACAGGCUACAAAUACUCACAAUUUAGUGAAAAACAUGGGCCUGUGCUAAUUUCUCCGAAUUUUUUUAGGAUUACCCCCUCAGUACUCUGUCAAAAGUACCCCUACGGGUACGCGCUAUGAGUACGCGUAGGCCUACUCCCAUUUGGACAUCGAUAUUUUUUUCCAGUAUUUACGGUAAUAUACAGGAAGAGGCCAUUGGGCGCUUGCCGUUCUAGGAUAAACUGACAUCACGGGGUUCCGUUUGAUAUCAGUAACUGUUACCUCUCGCCGGUAGUGAGGUAUAAUAGGUUAAUAAACAUGUCACCAUGCGGCUCAACUAUGGAAGAACAGCUGUCGUCCAUAAUGGACGUACUUGCGAAAUCGGCUGUAUCUGAAAUUAGCCAACUGUUCUCGGAGGGGUCGGCUUCUCUUCGCUUACAAAUAACUCAGAGCCGCAAAGAAAACGAAUUGUUGAGGAUGAGGAUGAAGGUGAUGAGGAGUGAGCUGUUUUCUUUGCGGCUUCAAACAAGAUCGAAUGCAUCGCGUGCGGAAAGUGGUUUUGCCCUGGCCCGAGCCAACAUCAGCAAACUACGGACUAAAUCAUUGGAAAAUGAAUGUAUUCAUCAUCAUCAUCAUCAUCAGGCCUAAAGCCCCUGAUGGACCACAAGGCAGUUGUACAUCCCCCUUUUCAUUCACCAUCCAAAAGUGAGGCUUUGUCAGUUACAAGUCCAGCAGAGGAGACCCCCGGAAUAAUUUUAAUCAAGAUUGAAGAGGAUAUCAGUGGAUGCAGGCCAGCAGAAGACUGUGAUGCCUUUGGAGACCGCAGCACGACAAGCGCAGCCACCUCGGAGAGUCUGCCUGUGGACAUCCCUGGCUCCUCCCACGUGUCCAGUCAAAACGCAGAGCUGCGGAUCCUGAGUGUCUUUGGACAAGGCGGGGGGAAACUGGUGGUGGUAGGCCAUGACACCCUCUUCACCGCUUCCGAAGUGGAGGCCCUGAACUCGCUGUCUGUGGACUGCAGCGUGGCCAAGAGCCUGGACUGUGGCGAGCGGUUGGAUUGCCGCAAGGAGCUGGCUGUGCAGGAGGCCGCAGACACCAUUUUUAUCAAGGAGGAAGAGGAUAUUGGUGGAUGCAUACCCCCUUUAGAAGACUGCAAUGACAUGAGAGAGUGCAGCACACAUCGCAGCGCCACCUCGGAUAGUCUGCCUCCCGACGCCCCUGGCUCCUCCCACAUGUCCAGUCACAACGGGGAGCUGCGGAUCCUGAGUGUCCACGGACAUGGGGGGGGGCAACUGAUGGUGGACGGCCAUGACACCCUCUUCAGCGCGUCCGAGGUCGCGGCCCUCAGCUCUCUGUCCGUGGACCACAGUGUGGCCAAGAGCCCGGAUUGCGGCGAGAGGCUCGUCCACUGUGAGGAGCUGACUGGGCAUCGGGGCGGCCGCAAGGGCCGGCCCUGUGUCUUGUGUGGCAAGGUUUUUCCCAACGAUUCCAAGAUGACCAUCCACAUGCGUACCCACAGCAGCGAGAAGCGCCACAGGUGCGACCAAUGCAUGAAGCGCUUCAGACGGAGCUACGACCUGAAGAUCCACAUGAUGAUUCACUCCGGGGAGAUGCCCUACAAGUGUGACCAAUGCAUGAAGGGCUUCAGACGGAGCUGCGACCUGAAGAUCCACACGUGGAUUCACUCCGGGGAGAGGCCCUACAAGUGUGACCGAUGCAUCAAGGGCUUCAGACGGAGCUACGACCUGAAGAACCACAUGAGGAUUCACUUCAGGGAGAAGCCCUACAAGUGUGACCAAUGCAUCAAGGGCUUCAGACGGAGCUGCGACCUGAAGAACCACAUGAGGACUCACUCCGGGGAGGUGCCCUAGGGUGUGACCAAUGCAUGAUGGGGUUCUGCCGGAGCUCCAGCCUGAAGAUCCACAUAAGGAUUCAAUCCAGGGAGCAGCCCUGCGUUUGCCACCACUGCAACAUCAGCUACAGUCGUGCCAGCAGUUUGCGUCACCACAUGAUCAAGAACAAGGGUAAAGGGGUGCUUUGACAUGGGGCAACAGGAUGCUUCUAUUGAAUUUGACACCUUUAUCCUGUAUGUGAUGAAAUUACUGAUUUAACGUUUUUUAUCA